GUAGCCCUGCUAAUCCUUCCUGCUAUACACUAACCACACUGGACGUAUUAAUGUGCUACAACUUGGACUAAACAGGGGAGGUGAAGCUCUGUCAGCGUCACUGGGACCAAUGUUCACGGUCAGGUGCAUUUUGGGAACAUCGGCAAAGUAUUUGACCUCUCUCCCAGCUCAGAGACAACAGAUAAAGCUCCAAAACAGGAUGUCGACCUUACUUCGCCCGGUGGCUGCAGUGUGUCAGGUGACAGCCACCCCGGAUAAAAAGGCUAACUUCUCCGCCUGUAAACAGCUGGUGGAGGAGGCCAAGGGGCGAGGGGCCAGCAUGGUCUUCCUGCCCGAGGCCUUCGAUUACAUCGGAUCCAGCCGAGAGGAGACGCUGUCGCUGUCUGAGAGCCUGACAGGAGACACAAUCUCACAAUAUUCUCAGCUGGCCAGGAAGUUGGAAGUGUGGCUGUCUCUUGGAGGAUUUCAUGAACGAGGACAUAACUGGGAGUCUGACAGACGAAUCUACAACAGUCACAUCAUAAUUAACGAUAAAGGUGAAAUAAUUUCAGUCUACAGGAAGUCCCAUUUAUUUGAUGUGGAGCUGCCAGAAAAAGGCGUAUCACUUAAAGAAAGUGCCUUCACCAUCCCUGGACCCACCCUCGUGUCUCCAGUCCAAACUCCCAUCGGCAAGGUUGGCCUGGGCAUCUGCUAUGAUCUGAGGUUCCCAGAGUUAUCACUGGCUCUGCAAAGGCAAGGCGCUGAUAUUCUUACUUACCCAUCAGCCUUCACUGUAGCCACAGGAGCUGCUCACUGGGAGGUGUUACUCCGUGCACGGGCGAUAGAGACUCAGUGUUUCGUCCUGGCGGCGGCGCAGGUCGGCCGGCACCAUGAGAAGCGCUCGUCGUACGGCCACGCCCUCGCCGUGGACCCCUGGGGUGAGGUGCUGGGAGACUGUGGAGGGGAGAAGCCAGGCAUGGUGCUGGUGGAGAUCGACCUGGAGAAGGUCAGCAGCACCAGGAGGAACAUGCCGGUCCAACAGCACCGAAGAAACACUGAUUUUUAUCAAAGUCUGGAGAAGAGUUGACUACAAGAGAAGAGCAAACAUCGAACUGACAGGAAAUCAGUUUGAAUACAGGAAACACACUAAUCAGAAAAGUGUCUUUGGUUUUAUGUUUCAAAGACUUUCAGGUGGAGAAGGAAACGUCACCUACAGCAUCAUGAGCACUUUGAUUUGAAGUGAUUUUUCACGAGGAUUAAACGAGAAUGUUUUAUGUUGUUUAAUCAGAUAUAGCAGGUGGAGAUAUGUGUUCACUGUGUGAGGAGAGAAGCAUAUAUUGUUCUCAAAUCAAGCUUUUACUGAUUAAAUAUCAACAAAUGUAAGCAUGAAAAAACAUAUCUUGAUGAAAUAAAUAUGUAAAGUUUAUUGCAGCUACUGACGCGGUUUAAGGAAAUCAGCCAUUUAGCUUAACAUUUAAGUCAUCGUGUCAUUACUGCUGUAGUUUAUCUAAUUUCUAUUUGUAGUACUCAACCAAAAUCAAAAAGCACUGAUCAGACCAAAUUAGUCUAAAUGCUGUAUAAUGGUCAAUAGAUGGCACUGUUGGGUAGUAACACUAUCAGAAAAAGGAGGAAAUGCCAGUAAAAAAGUGAAAGUUUCCUGAAACACACUGACCUGUGGUUUACAAAUCCACUUGUAACUUUCCUGGGUUUCAAUUAAAUACUGUCGUGCUUAAAGAUUAUUAUAAACCCAACGUCUGAACCUUC
Messenger RNA from Trematomus bernacchii (emerald rockcod), 1743 nucleotides. It is a transcript of the gene nit1, whose product is annotated as nitrilase 1. Gene Ontology annotation, molecular function: hydrolase activity, acting on carbon-nitrogen (but not peptide) bonds, in linear amides. The transcript is spliced from 6 exons. The record is from RefSeq and is a predicted model, not a curated record. NCBI's taxonomy places the organism in Eukaryota, Metazoa, Chordata, Actinopteri, Perciformes, Nototheniidae. The coding region runs from base 110 to 1066 and encodes 318 amino acids.